Messenger RNA from Theobroma umbraticum, 1482 nucleotides. RefSeq names its product class V chitinase CHIT5a-like. Gene Ontology annotation, cellular component: extracellular region. Gene Ontology annotation, molecular function: chitin binding; chitinase activity. Gene Ontology annotation, biological process: chitin catabolic process; carbohydrate metabolic process. NCBI's taxonomy places the organism in Eukaryota, Viridiplantae, Streptophyta, Magnoliopsida, Malvales, Malvaceae. The record is from RefSeq and is a predicted model, not a curated record.
UCAUGGCUAGCCUGAAACCUGUAACAUUUUUCUUUCUUGUCAUGUUUUGCACAUUUGUCAAAGUUUCUCUAGCAACACCCGCGAAUCACUCUGGGCCAGCCCCAGAUUUUUCUACACCUUCCCCACCGUAUAGUCCAGUUCCUGUUUACGCACCAGGACCCUCUAAACCUUCCUACCUUCCGGGUCCAACUCCAAGUCCCUCUUCUUACCCUGCUGUGCCUACAGCUUCCCCAAUUUCUCGAGGGAUCAAAGCUGCUUACUGGCCAUCAUUCGAAGACUUCCCAGUGUCCUCCAUUGACACAUCAUAUUUCACCCACAUUUAUUACGCCUUUCUGCUACCCGAACCUAACACUUUCAAGCUCAGCAUAACCCCUUCGGACCAACAAAAGUUAUCCGAAUUCAUGGAUGGGUUAAGUGCCAAAACCCCACCCGUCAGGACUAUACUUUCCAUAGGAGGAGGCGGGAACGACCCGGAUGUAUUUUCUCGAAUGGCAAGUGCCAAAGAAACACGGGGGGUUUUCAUUAAUUCCACCAUCGAAGUAGCUCGAGCGUACAAGUUUGAUGGGGUUGACUUGGACUGGGAGUUCCCUGCAACCGUCGACGACAUGGCAAACCUUGCUUUGUUGCUCAAGGAAUGGAGAAAAGAACUAAAAACUGAAGCCAAAACAAGCGGAAAACCACGUUUGCUUUUGACCUCUGCCGUGUAUUACUCCUCCGAAUUCACCAAUUACGGCCUGCCCCGAUCUUAUCCAGCUCAUGCUAUGGCCAAAUAUCUAGAUUGGGCUAGUCCAAUGUGUUUUGAUUAUCAUGGGAAAUGGGAUCACUUCACUGGGAUGCAUUCAGCACUGUAUGAUCCCAGCAGCAAUAUCAGCAGUAACUAUGGGAUUGGGUCAUGGAUUCGUGCUGGGCUGCCUCCCAAAAAUUUGGUCAUGGGGCUGGCAUCAUAUGGGCAUACAUGGAAGCUCCAGGAUCCAAAUGUCAAUGGGGUUGGGGCACCAGCAACAGGUGUCGGGCCCGGAGAUGAAGAUGGCUUCUUUAAUUAUAACGCCAUUCUUAUGUUUAACAAAGAAAAUAAUGCUACUGUUAAGUUCGAUUCGACGACCGUGUCGUAUUACUCAUAUACUGGAGACUCCUGGAUUGGGUACGAUGAUCUUCGGUCCAUCAACAGGAAAGUUCGGUUUGCAAUGUUUAAGGGCUUGGCUGGAUAUUUCUUUUGGGCUCUUGGUUAUGAUAAGGAUUGGGCGCUCUCAAGACAAGCUUCGAAGGCAUGGGAGUUCUGGUAACUUGAUGAUCGGGGGAACAGUACUGACUUUUUUAUCCUCUUCCAUUUAAUCAUAAAUUUCUUUGUAAUAAUAUUCAUUUUCAACAUUGAGCAAUGUCAUGUUGCUUCUUCAUCACUGAAAGUGAAGGUCACAAUUUAUGAAGUACUCUAGAUUCAUUCAAUUAUUAUUCACCAUGAAUGUUCUAGGAUCUCAUUUAUCA